AUGUGGGUCACUGCCGACUGCGUCGACCUCCUGUACAGCCGCCCGGUCAUCGACAACGUGGUCGACCUCACCAGCCCGGUUCCUCACCGCAAGGUGUCGGGCCACUUCGACGGCACCGAGAAGCGAUUCAACUUCUACUUCCCACCAAAGGGCCAGUGGGAGGGCCGCUUCUUCCACCUCGUGUACCCGACCCAGGACGAGAUCGCCACCGACGAGGCCGUCAGCUUUGGCGUGGCCAGCGGGGCCUACACGGUGCAGACCAACGGUGGCGGCGGCUACCGGGUCGAUGCUGCCGCGGCAAAGUUCGCCAAGGCCGUCGCGGCGAGCUACUACAUCUCACCUGAACCGAUCCACGGCUACCUCUACGGCGGCAGCGGCGGAUCCUUCCAGACCAUCGGCGCCAUCGAGAACUGUGCUGGGGUGUGGCACGGCGCCGUGCCGUUCAUACCAGGCGUGCCAACCUCGAUCCCCAAUAACUUCUUCGUCCGAGCCAUGGCGCGGUUCGUGCUGGAGGACAAGGCGCCGCAGAUUGCUGACGCGGUGCGCCCCGGCGGGAGCGGCGACCCCUACGCUGGGCUCAAUAACGUGGAGCGCGCGGUGCUGCUCGAGGUGACCCGGAUGGGCGUGCCGCUGCGGGCCUGGGAGGACUACAAGUAUCUGCUCGGGCUGCACGAUCCCCAGGGCCUCCUCGGCUUCGCAAGCGUGGUCCAGGGCCUGGACCCCACCUACGCCGAUGACUUCUGGACCAAGCCCGGGUACCUCGGAACAGAGCAGUCGGCCCUCGGCGAUCGGUUCCGUGCCGCAGCCAAGCCCAACAAUCGGUGGUCUCUGGCGCUGGCCUCAUACCACCGGCACCAGGUGCCCAAGCGGCCGGGCUUCUAUGCCUGGGACCACCUCAGGGGACCCGAUGGGAGGCCGAUCUACCCGCAGCGCCCCAUCGAGAUCGGCCCGCUCAUCUCCCGUGGCGCAGCCGGCGGUGGAACGCACACCGGCGCGAUACAGGGCAAGAUCAUUGUGGCGGCCAACCUGCUCGACGUCGACGCCUACCCGUGGCAUGCCGACUGGUACAGCACGAGGGUGAGGGAGUCCCUCGGCCAGCAGCGCUACGACGACAACUUCCGGCUCUGGUACAACGACAACGCCGAUCACAUCGGGCCUCGCACCGCCCGCCUCGUGCAGUCCGAGGGCAUGCUCCAGCAGGCGCUCAGGGACCUGACUGCCUGGGUCGAGAGGGGGAUAGCACCGGCGCGAUCGACACGGUACGGGCUGGUCGACAGUCAGGUCAGGGUGCCGGACGACGCUGCAGGGCGCCAGGGUGUCCAGCCCGUUGUCGAGCUGACCGUCAACGGUGCGGCAUGGAUUGACGUCGCCGCCGGCCAGACCGUCACCUUCGUGGCCAAGGUUCAGGUUCCGCCGGCGGCCGGCAAGGUGGUGGCCACCGAGUGGGACUUCGAUGGCACGGGCAACUUCACGGCGUGGCCCUUUGGUGGUCCCAGGCCGAUGGUGGAGGUGUCGGUGCCGUUCACCUACACUACGCCCGGCCUCUACUUCCCGGCGCUGCGGGCGACCUCCCAACGCGAGGGUGACCCAAGCACGCCCUUCGCAAGGGUCCAGAACCUGGGUCGCGUUCGUGUCGUGGUCCACUAA
Messenger RNA from Acanthamoeba castellanii str. Neff, 1647 nucleotides. Its product is annotated as PKD domain containing protein. Lineage: Eukaryota; Discosea; Longamoebia; Acanthamoebidae. The coding region runs from base 1 to 1647 and encodes 548 amino acids. The transcript has a single exon. The record is from RefSeq and is a predicted model, not a curated record.